AUGAUGGCGACAACUCUACCCGACAACGCUACAGUAGGAUCAAGUUCAUCUACAGAUCUUUGCAUGGAUCAAAAUGUUUUUCUUCUCUGGCUGGACUCCAACAUCGACGAAACCAAUGACGAUUGUCGAAAUUCAAUUCUUCAAAUACGAUCCAUUUGUAGUAUCAAUAUAUUUAUCGAUGUCGACGAAUGCAUAGAUUUUCUCACUGAAAUCAAGGACAAAAAGGCAUUCAUGAUUGUUACGAAUGCAUUCAGUGGACAAAUUGUCCCACUGAUUCAUGAUACACUAGAACUUUAUUCAAUAUAUGUAUUAUAUCGAAAUAGCUUCAUUUACAAACAAUUCACCGAACAGUAUCCAAAAGUAAAGGGUAUUUUCACACAAAUCGUUCCCAUUAUUGAGCCGAUUACAAAGGUUGUACAACAAUAUGAUCAAGAUUCUACCUUGAUCAGUUUUUUCCCUCCCCGUAACGUAUCUAAUGGAGAGUCAGAUCAAGCCCAUCAAUCAUUUAUGUACACACAAUUACUCAAAGAAAUCCUUCUUGAAAUCGAAUAUAACGAACAAUCCCCAAAAGAUUUCGCGGCGUAUUAUCGUAAGCACUACCCAGGCGAGCUAAACACAGUCGACAAAUUCGAACGAGAUUAUUACAAUUAUCCGCCUAUCUACUGGUAUACAAAGGAUUUUAUGAUUCAUUCAGUUCUUAAUCAAGCUUUACGGGCACAAAAUACCGAAGUUAUUCUAAAAAUGGGAUAUUUUCUUCACGAUCUUCAUCAAAACAUCGAACAACUUCACUCGGAUCAAAUGGAUCAGCAUUUAGCAGCAUCAUCACCAUUAAUAGUUUACAGAGGCCAAGAUUUAGCAGCCUCAUACACAAACAUUGCCUGGGCCUAUGGGAAACUUGGUGAUUGGUUGAAAGGGCUUUUAUAUCACGAAAAAUCACUUGACAUCUACCUAAACGCGUCCGAUACGAACAAUCUUGCUUUGGCUGUUUGCUACAGAAACAUUGCCUUCGUACAUGAAACCAUGGGAGAUUACUCUAAAGCCAAAUCAUUCAACGGAAAAGCAAUAGAACAAUGUGAAAAAUAUUUUCCCUCAAAUCAAUCAUCGUCAACAACGCAUCAUACAAACAUCGAUUCCGUGCAUGAAAACAUAAAAACAUCACUUCAAAACAAGAAAAAAUAUCUCCACCCAAAUCAUCCCGAUCUCAUACGGUGCUACAACUACAUUGGCUCAAUGUAUAGUAAUAUGGGAGAGUACUCAAAAGCAGUUUCGUACUUCGAAGAAGACCUUGAAGUCUGUAGAAACUCUCUCCCUUCGAAUCAUCCCGAUUUAGCAAUUUCCUACAGCAAUAUCGGUUCUAUGUAUGCAAAGAUGGCUGAGUACACGAAGGCACUUGCCUAUUACGGAAAAGGACUCGAUAUCAUCGAAAAAUCCUUCCCUACAAAUCAUCCAGAUUGGGCUAUGGCCUACAACAACAUCGGUUCGGUUAAUUUCAUCAUGGGAGGGUACGUGGAAGCUCUCUCGAAUUUUGAAAAAGCGCUCGAAAUUCGAAAGAAAUUCUUCCCUGCAAAUCAUCGUAAUUUAGCUAUUUCCUACAACAACAUUGGCUCUGUGUUUAGCAAAAUGGGAGAGUACGCGAAUGCACUUUUUCAUUAUGAGCAAGCAAUUGAAGUCACUAAAAAAGCCCAUCAACCAGACCAUAGAUCGUUGGCCAUAUGCGUUCGCAACAUUGCUGCAUUGUAUAAUGACAUGGGGGAGUAUUGGAAUGCUCUUCGAAACCGUAAAAAAGCACUCGAAAUCUUAGAGAAAUUCCUGCCUGCAAAUCAUCUCGACUUAGCUGUGUCCUAUAGUAGUAUCGGUUCAGUGUAUUUGAAAAUGGGAGAAUUCACGAAUGCAUUUUCCUCAUGCAAAAAAGCACUUGACAUCGGUGAAAAAUCAUUUCCUCCAAAUGACCCAGAUUGGGCUACGUGCUACAACAACAUGGGCUCUGUAUAUUUUGACACUGGAGAGUACGUGGAAGCUAUUUGA
Molecule: messenger RNA, 2025 nt
Organism: Rotaria socialis
Lineage: Eukaryota; Metazoa; Rotifera; Eurotatoria; Philodinida; Philodinidae
Source: the annotation of a GenBank genome assembly